Molecule: messenger RNA, 996 nt
Organism: Microthlaspi erraticum
Lineage: Eukaryota; Viridiplantae; Streptophyta; Magnoliopsida; Brassicales; Brassicaceae
Source: the annotation of a GenBank genome assembly
AUGUCGACCGAAACGCAAUGCCAACUAGUACCCGCUUAUGGUUCUUCCUCCGACUCAGACAACAACAUGGACAGCAACAUGGACAACAACAUGGACGUCAACUCCUCUCCUUCGUAUGAAGAUCUUGUCCGAAACCCUAAUCUUUUCUGGGAUACGCUCACAAAAUUUCUAACACUUUCUCACAGAAGUUUAAAGGUUCCUAUUGUGGGAGGAAACCGUCUGGAUCUGCAUCGGCUUUUCAUCGAGGUCACAACUCGAGGUGGUCUUGAAAAGGUGAUCAAGGAGCGUAAAUGCAAACAAGUUAUUGGAAACUUCAAUUUUAAGAAGCAAAUAACAAAUGCAGCAUUUGUUUUGAAGAAGUAUUACCGGAAAAUUCUCUUUGAGUUUGAGCAUGUACAUUACUUCAAAGAGCCAAUGUCUUUAUUCUGGGCUAGAGAUGAAGCAAUGAAUCGCCUUGUCACAAAAUCUGAAAAUGAUGACGAAGGCACUCAAGAACUGGGACGUGGCUGCGCGGUGAACGGAGUGAUCGAUGGGAAGUUCCAUAAAGGGUACUUUGUGACGGUGAAGGUUGGGUCAGAAGAGCUUAAAGGAGUGCUUUACAAGACUGCUGAGACUUCUUCUGAAACUCGGAGAUACAAGAAGAAGGCAAAACUGUCUCUGGGAGAUUCUCAGAGACCUAAGUCACACAGAAGCGGUUACAACUUCUUCUUCUCGGAGCAGUACCGUAAGCUUAAACCUGAGUACGCUGGACAAGAAAAGCUUCUCACCAAGGAUAUUGGCCACAUGUGGACCAAUCUCUCUGAUUCUGACAAAAAGGUUUAUCAAGAUAUGGGGUAUGAGGAUGUGAAGAGGUAUAAGAGAGACAUGUCACAGUACAAAUCUUCAAUGGAUUCUCCUGAGGUGGAGGAGACUGAUGCACCGGAAGAUGAUGCGGCGGCAGAUGAUGCUGCGGCGGAUGAUGAUGCGGCGGAGACAUCUUCUGAGGAGAGUCAGUAG